CGGCGGCUCGGCAGUUUGGCGAUCUAAAAGAAAAGUUGAAAAAUUUGAGAAAACCGCAUUGGCGAAAGUAAAAUGGAAGUGGAUGAAUUAUUAUCCCUUGACAAUGAUGUCUUCGCAUGUUUUGCCUUCUGGAUGGCAAUGCUGGUCUUAAAAAUGAUAGUAGUCGCAUUGCUGACAGCUAUCAAACGCCUUGCGACUAAGACCUUCGUCAAUCCCGAGGAUUUCGUGGACAAACGCAUUAAAUUGAAGUUCGAUCAUCCCGAAGUUGAACGCUUGCGCAGAGUUCAUCGCAAUGAUCUAGAGAACAUUUUGCCUUUCUUCGUUGUUGGCAUUUUAUACGUGCUGUCCGAUCCAUCACCUGUUGUGGCCAUCAACAUGUUCCGCGCUGUGGCUAUUUCACGUUUAGCCCAUACCUACAUUUAUAUUUAUGCGAAGCCACAACCUGCUCGUUUUAUUGCAUACCUGGGUGCUGUGGUUCCAAUGAUAUACAUAAGUUUAAUGGUGAUAUAUUCUUCGUUCUAACAGAUUAUUCGAGCCGAGUGAAAAAUUGUUUCAAUUCAUUUUAUAACUAUUUAAUUCAUUCGAUAGCGUUUCUGUAUGGGAAAAGUGGCGAAUUAUUGUUUUCCUUAGAGACAAGAAAGAAAAAAACAGAAUCCUUUUUUCAUGAAGUAUAAAAGUACAAACAUUUGUUCAAAUAUAGUAUCUAUAAGUAUAUGUGCAACUAUAGUAGUAGUGAUAG
Molecule: messenger RNA, 739 nt
Organism: Anastrepha obliqua
Lineage: Eukaryota; Metazoa; Arthropoda; Insecta; Diptera; Tephritidae
Product: microsomal glutathione S-transferase 1-like
Exons: 3
Coding region: 73-522 (149 amino acids)
Cellular component (GO): membrane
Source: RefSeq, a predicted model, not a curated record